ACAGAACCGCUUGCUUUUCGGCCACAAGGUUGAUACGUAUAUAUACCCUCGGAUGACCAAUCUCUUUAGACCCAGAAGCCUCUCCAGGAGUUCUGAAUCUCUGAAAACUAUACGACAUGAAGUUCUUAGCAGCUAUCUGCGUGCUCGCCGCCGGCGUCAGUGCACAGGUUGGGCCUUCAGGAAUCGUCAGUCCCGAUGGAGUAAACACUCAGUUUUCCCACGACUUCGCCAAUGACAUCGUGCUGGUUGGACCUGCUGGCAUCGUCACAAAGUCUGGCGCCAACCGCCAGCUUACCCACGGAGAGGCCACUCUUCAUGUUGCUUCCCCAGCUGCUCCCCUUCCCGUGGCUCAGAUGGUGUCUCAGCGUGGCGUGAUUGGCCACUCUGGCAUCGUUCGCCCAGAUGGUAACAACGUCCAGUUCACACAGGCUCAGGUUGACAACAUCGUGCUGGUUGGCCCAUCUGGCAUCGUCACCAAGGACGGCUCCAACAUCCAGCUGACCGACGACCUCCACUUCGUCCAGAAGCGCGAUACCUAUGGGCAUCUGGUGGGAGCCUCAGGAAUCGUGACCAAGGAUGGCCAGCUGAUCCAGCUGGAACCUGGUGUGUUCGUGGCCAGCGCUGGUCCCUCUGGCGUGGUUCUGUCCAACGGAAAGAACAUCCAGCUUAACCUCUAGUCUCUGUAUUCCUGAAUAUGAAUUCUGUCGUUGCUUGCUUUGACGCUGGAUUUUAAAAUUAUAUGUACAAACAUUAUGAAUUUGCCAAAUGAAGAUUCAAUGGAAAUCA
Molecule: messenger RNA, 786 nt
Organism: Penaeus chinensis
Lineage: Eukaryota; Metazoa; Arthropoda; Malacostraca; Decapoda; Penaeidae
Product: cuticle protein CP1158-like
Exons: 2
Coding region: 117-677 (186 amino acids)
Molecular function (GO): structural constituent of cuticle
Source: RefSeq, a predicted model, not a curated record